AUGCCGCCAUCCAGCGUUGAUGCUGAUAGCCAGAUGGCCGUUCCAGCCUUGCGCUCAAUGAGCGCCAUGAGAGGUCUUCUCCUAGCAGAAGUCGGAGACUCGAUGGUAGAGUUCGACGUGUAUGGCAAGCCUGGGGAAUCCGGGUACCGAGUUGGCCAACGCAUAGCACAGGGGUCUCUCAUGCCUCUUGGAAGCUCGAAAUUUGCUCCACCACCCCGCAAGGUCCUUUCCGCUCCGGACCCUGUUCUCGGAAGCAUGGGCAGCCUAAGUACCAGUGCAACCCUUUUCGACGUCAAUGCCGCACCUACCCAAAACGGCCCAGAAAUCAGAACCCUCGUUGGAAACUCGAAUUCCAAACUGAAACACGGUACAACCGUCCCUCCACGUCCUGCAUUACGCAACGCAGAUAGCAGCGGAGAUCUUGGCACCGAUUUCAAGCCCGUCGAGCUAGAAAAGGCAAAGUGGAGAUCGCGUAUAGAAGUCGACAUCAUACUCGAGAACCAGGCUUGUGUGCAAGGAAGUUACCUCAAGGGGACAGUCAAGAUUCACAUCAAAAAAGGCUCCAACAAGGAUACACCACUGCUGCUUUCUCAGGGGAAAGUUAGGGUCGUCGGAUUUGAGUGCAUACCGCAGAAGGACAGCAAGUGCACGUUUUACAAAUAUUCAGCUCUUCUAUCGGAAAUUGCUCCAUCGUGGAAGGGUCUCUUCAAAUCACAACCCGAUGACGAUGGCUGGGCCGAAGCGCAAGAGGGCGUCCACGUCUUUCCGUUCGCGAUGCUUCUUCCUCCAGAUGGUGCCUGCGGCAUGGCGAAAGGGGUUCUGAGCAUGCACUCUGGAGUGGCUAUUAGAUAUGUUGCUAUGGCGGAGAUCAAAGUCAAGGACACGGCAACAUCCAAACAAUCCGUCGCUCACUUCUACCGCGACUGUGAGGUAUGGCCACGUCUAGACGUUACCUCCACGCUUGCUCCAAACUCCCGUCCACUGGUCGCAGAGGUCGCCACUAGAGUGUUCAUGGGUGGCCCAGGAAAAAUUAGGCUGUCGGCCCGUAUUCACCGAUUCCACUGGGUCGCUGGACAAAGUUGCACCGUUCAUUUCCGAGUAACCAACGACUGCAAGAAAUUGGUGAAAAGCGCUGCCAUCGCGCUGAUACGAACACUGACUGUGUUCAACCCAAAACCGCACUUGGAUGCUGGGGAUGCUGAUCCAGAUGCCUGUCAAACCUCAACGAAGACAAAGUGGAUUACGGAAAGCACCCUUGAGUUGGGACAGCGGUGCGCUAAGGGACGUGCGAGCGCAAAAGGGUGGUGGACAGGUGUCGCUCCCAGUCAAACGAGCGAGUUCGCCCACUCUUUGAUAAUACCACCCGACGUUCACUCUAUCGCCCGGAUGCGACUGCUCGAGGUUGAGUACACGCUUCGCAUAAGUGUAGGUGUCGGGAGAUGUUCCUCGGACGCGCACGUCAUCCUGCCCAUUCGAAUCGUCAAUUUUCUUUCACUCGACCCUCCACCUACGUCGCCACUCCAUACUCAAAACAGGCAACGUCCCCUACCAGACUUUGUGCAUCGCGAACCAUGGUAUCGGAAGUCCCGUGUCAUCGCCAGAGAUAUUGUAGAGACCGACGAGACAGUCCCUGGCAUGAAGUAUUCCAGGGACAUGACAAUUGCCGCAGAACCAGAGAUUGCUGAUGUGGAGCCCGUCUCGAGUAAAGAACAGCAUCAAGACAUGAACACAAGUGCAGAUUCGGCAUCUAUUUACCCGCCUUCUCAGUCUGCUGACACCAUCGAACACCGUGAAAACUCCCUCCACCCCGUAUCUGAGGAAGAUAUCGAUCAAGUCCUGGGGGUACCCAGUAGCACUGCGAGCUUCGCCAGAGGACUAACGGCUUCCAGUAGCGCGAUAGAACCUCAUACCCUUGCGCGUCCCCGAGGACCUCGUUCAGGUACACCGAGCCAGCUCCAACCCCCACAGGCCGAAAGCGCGCCCAACACGACGUUCCUUAGUCGUCGUAUUCAGGAAAAAAUGCAGAGUCCAGGCGCAAGUUGGGUAAUCGUCAAGCCAUUUACUGAACAUCAAUCAGAUGCGAUCAAGUCACAGACAUCACGUAUCAAGAGCUCAUCGAUGAUCCUUCCCAGACCACCUGCGAUGAUAGAAAUCCUCGACGAGCCUGCAAUGCGUCCAAGACCAUCAGCGUUGCUCCCAGGUAAUCGACAUGUGUGA
This is a messenger RNA of Suillus clintonianus, 2217 nucleotides long. RefSeq lists its product as uncharacterized. The coding region runs from base 1 to 2217 and encodes 738 amino acids. NCBI's taxonomy places the organism in Eukaryota, Fungi, Basidiomycota, Agaricomycetes, Boletales, Suillaceae. The record is from RefSeq and is a predicted model, not a curated record. The transcript has 3 exons.